Messenger RNA from Lathyrus sativus (Indian pea), 2025 nucleotides. NCBI's taxonomy places the organism in Eukaryota, Viridiplantae, Streptophyta, Magnoliopsida, Fabales, Fabaceae. The record is from the annotation of a GenBank genome assembly.
AUGGCGAAUUUGGAUCACACUCAUUUUGACGACGAUGACGACAACGACGAUUUCGAACUUCCUCUCACUCAACCUCUAUCACUUUCCAACAAUCAACGACCAUCCAAAAAACCCAAAACCAAAACGACACCGUUUCCCGGCAAAGAGAACAUUCCUCCUUUAUCUCCCAUUCACAAUCACAGCGACCGUUACGAAUCCGGUGACUGUAGUUUGGAUUUCAUUCCUUCCACAUUAGAUUUUGAUUCCACUGUUCAAGCUGAUUGUUCUUAUGUGUCGGAGCUGAAGAAGGAUAGUAAACGUGCUUAUUCGAACAAUUCACUAGAGUCUAGGUUGGUGGUGUCGAGAACUAAGGUGUUUGAUUAUGGAGAGUCUGGUUCGAAGGUGAAUUUGCGCGAUGGGUUUGAUGGUUCAGUUGAAUGUCCCCUAUGUGGUGAUGAUAUUUCUGAUUUAACCGAGGAAGAGCGAAAUCUUCAUACCAAUCAAUGUCUUGAUAAAACUGGAGAAGAUGUUGCUCUUCCUAGCGAUGAGGUGGGUGCUCAAUUUGGGCUGAAAGUUUCUCUUGUUGUUGAUUGGAUACGCGAUCUCGGUUUAGCUAAAUAUGAAGAAGUUUUUGUUAGGGAAGAAGUUGAUUGGGAUACCUUGCAAUGGCUGACUGAAGAGGAUCUCUUAAACAUGGGUAUAUCUGCACUUGGUCCCAGAAAAAAGAUUGUACGUGCCCUGUCAGAACUUAGAAGAGGAAUUGCCUCUUCAAAUGAUAAUAAUGAGAAUUCUGGGGUAGAGCCCAGAAGGACUAGAAACCAGAAUGUCAACUUGCAACUUGACAAAUCUGAACGAAAAGUUGACAGCACUGUUAAACCAGUAGCAAACAAGUUGAUUACUGAAUAUUUUCCGGGAUUUGCUACCAAUGAGAAGAAAGUUUCUGCCCCUCCUGUAGAACAACAUGAAGUGAAAAACAGUGGCUCAGUUUCUGCUCGUAAGCGCAAAGCACACAAUAUGUCAACAAGUACAAAGAAUCGUGAUGUUCCUAAAUGGUGUGCCGUACAAGGAACACCUUUCCGUGUGGAUGCUUUCAAAUACCUAAGAGGAGAUUGUUCCCACUGGUUUCUUACACACUUCCACAUGGACCAUUAUCAAGGUCUCACCAAGUCGUUCAAUCAUGGAAAGAUCUAUUGCUCCUCUGUUACAGCUAGACUUGUAAAUAUGAACAUAGGGAUUUCAUAUGAUAAAUUACAUAUUUUGCCUCUAAACCAAAAGGUUGAAAUAGCUGGUAUUGGCGUGACUUGCUUGGAUGCCAACCACUGUCCUGGCUCCAUAAUAAUACUCUUUCAACCUCCUAAUGGUCAGGUGGUGCUUCACACAGGUGAUUUUCGUUAUAGUGAAGAAAUGGCAAACAACCCUUUCCUGCAGAUACGUCCUAUUAAUACUUUAAUUCUUGAUACCACAUACUGCAAUCCGCAGUAUGAUUUUCCAAAACAAGAAGCUGUAAUACAAUUUGUUAUUGACGCCAUUCAAGCAGAAGCUUUUAAUCCCCGGACUCUUUUUAUGAUUGGCAGCUAUACAAUUGGAAAAGAAAGGCUAUUCUUGGAGGUUGCGCGUUCGCUACGCAAAAAGGUUUACGUGACUGCAGCAAAAUUACGCCUUUUAAACUGUUUAGAAUUUACUGAGGAGGAUAUGCAGUGGUUUACUUCAAAUGAGCAUGAAAGCAAUAUUCAUGUUGCCCCAAUGUGGACACUCGCAAGCUUCAAAAGAUUGAAGCACAUAUCAAGUCAAUAUGCGAGUCGGUUCAGUCUUAUAGUUGCUUUCUCUCCUACUGGUUGGACAUUUGGCAAAGGUAAAAAGAAGUCUCCUGGAAAAAGGUGGCAGCAGGGUACUGUUAUAAGGUAUGAAGUUCCUUACAGUGAGCAUUCCAGCUUUACAGAACUCAAAGAGUUUGUAAAUUUUGUAUCUCCCAAUAACAUUAUACCAAGUGUGAAUAAUGAUGGGCCAGAAUCUGCAGACGCUAUGGUUUCACUCCUGUCAACUUGA